Messenger RNA from Manacus vitellinus (golden-collared manakin), 2930 nucleotides. RefSeq names its product carnosine dipeptidase 2 (gene CNDP2). Lineage: Eukaryota; Metazoa; Chordata; Aves; Passeriformes; Pipridae. The transcript has 12 exons. Gene Ontology annotation, biological process: proteolysis. Gene Ontology annotation, cellular component: cytosol. The coding region runs from base 43 to 1512 and encodes 489 amino acids. Gene Ontology annotation, molecular function: metallodipeptidase activity. The record is from RefSeq and is a predicted model, not a curated record.
GAAAUGAAGUGUAUGAUUUAAUUGAAGUAUCUCUACAGACAGAUGUACUAUAUCAGGAUCUUCAGCAACACUUCUAGUCAGAAAAUGUCCACUCUUAAAACUGUCUUUAAAUACAUUGAUGAACACCAGGACCUCUAUGUUCAGCGCCUGGCUGAGUGGGUGGCGAUCCAGAGCGUGUCAGCAUGGCCGGAGAAGAGGGGUGAAAUCAAACGCAUGAUGGAGGUUGCUGCGAGGGAUAUUGAGCGACUGGGAGGCACAACCCAACUUAUGGAUAUUGGGAAACAAAAGCUGCCUGAUGGAUCAAAGAUCCCUCUACCACCAGUUGUUCUGGGAACGCUUGGCACAGAUCCACGCAAAAAGACAGUGUGUGUAUAUGGUCACCUGGAUGUUCAGCCAGCAGUACUAGAGGAUGGCUGGGAUAGUAAGCCCUUCACACUGGUAGAAAGAGACGGAAAGUUGUAUGGGAGAGGAUCAACAGAUGACAAAGGUCCAGUGCUUGCCUGGCUGAAUGCCUUGGAGGCUUAUCAACAAACUAACCAGGACUUACCAGUAAAUAUUAAGUUCUGCCUAGAGGGUAUGGAAGAAUCAGGAUCUGAAGGCCUUGAUGAACUGAUUUUUGCUCAACGAGAUACUUUCUUCAAAGAUGUGGAUUAUGUGUGCAUUUCUGACAACUACUGGCUAGGCAAGAAGAAGCCUUGUAUCACUUAUGGCUUGAGGGGCAUCUGCUACUACUUCAUAGAGGUGGAAUGUUGUGACAGAGACCUUCACUCUGGUGUGUAUGGUGGUUCAGUACAUGAGGCCAUGACAGAUCUCAUUGCUCUAAUGGGUUGUCUUGUAGACAAGAAAGGGAAAAUCCUCAUCCCAGGUGUUAAUGAAGCAGUGGCGCCUGUUACUGAUGAGGAGCUGGAAUCAUAUGACCAGAUUGAUUUUGACCUGACAGAAUAUGCAAAAGAUGUAGGAGCAACAAGACUCCUGCAUGAUACAAAGAGAGAUAUCCUUAUGCAUAGGUGGAGGUACCCUUCAUUGUCUCUCCACGGAAUUGAAGGAGCCUUCUCAGCCUCUGGAGCCAAGACUGUGGUUCCUAGGAAAGUGAUUGGCAAGUUCUCAAUCAGGCUUGUGCCAAACAUGACUCCUGAAGAAGUCACAAAGCAUGUUGAAGACUACUUGAACAAAAAGUUUGCGGAGCUGCAGAGUCCCAACAAAUUCAAAGUGUACUUAGGCCAUGGUGGAAAACCCUGGGUGUCAGACUUCAACCAUCCCCACUACAUGGCUGGUAGGAGGGCCGUGAAGACAGUUUUUGGAGUUGAACCAGACCUGACAAGGGAGGGAGGAAGCAUUCCUGUUACCCUUACUUUUCAAGAAGCAACAGGCAAGAAUGUCAUGCUGCUUCCUGUUGGAGCUGCAGAUGAUGGUGCCCACUCUCAAAAUGAGAAGCUAAAUAGGUACAACUACAUCCAGGGGGUGAAGAUGCUUGGUGCAUAUCUCUAUGAGGUUUCCCAGCUGAAGGACUAAAUUAAACACCCUACCUUAUGGUUUAUGGAUCAGAAGUGUGAAUUUUCUUACAAAAUGUCAUCAGUCACCAAACUUACAUGGCUCCCCUUUUCCAUGAACACUCUACCACCACUGCUUUGGUGGAGGAGAGGGAAACAUGCAGUUCCAUUUGACGAACAUGUAUACCAAAAAUACUUCUUUAAAUGCUUACUUUAAAUUACAAGACUAUUCCUUGUCUGGUCAGCAGUCCUGAGCUGCAUCUGGGUCUCCUCUGUAUCACUUCAGUUUGCUAUAUUCAUCUACUUUUCCUGUAAAGGAAGAGGAAUGGUUUGUUCUCAACAGUUUAAGCAGCCAUAGCAGUUGUAGAACUGCCAGCUAAAUUUAAGGUUCUUGUUCCUGGGUAUGUCCUGGAAGUAAGUAGUCAGUGACAGAUAAUGGGGCUACAUUGGAAUGUGUUCAAACCUGUCUUUGCUAACUGAGUGAUUUGGAAGAGCACUUUGUCUCUUGCAGUUUGUCUCUGCCUGUCUGCAGCUUUCAAUUGACAGUGAAUCAGGGUAUAACAAAUUUCACUGUGGUAACAACUGCUGGCUGUUUUUGUAAAGCUGCCUUUGUAUUACCAAAAUAGGAUAAUAAAUAAUCAUGCUAUAGUUUGGCUCUUGGUCUCUCUAAAGAUUAAAUAAUGACUUGGGAGGGGAAAGCAGCUUACAGAACUUGGGAGGGAUACUUCUGUGACUAUAGAGGCAGAUGAGCAACAUGGCUGCACAGACCUGGGAAUAUCCUGGGAAUCCAAGUGUUUAUUCCUAGGCUCUGGCUCUAUUUACAGCUUGUUGACUUGAAGCAGAUGUUGCAAAAUUCUGUUCUGAGAGAAAGCAAGCUCAAAAUGUUUAAUUUUGGUUCUGUAAGACAGAUCAUCACACUGUAGCACAGCUGAUGAUCCUGCAAGGGAGUGGGUGGGAUUUGUGAUCUCUCCCUGCUUAUGCCUAAUUGUUGCAACUACUAAGGUACAACUUCAAGCUGUCUUCUGGAUACAUUAAACUCCAACACCUGUUAUUAUGUCAAAAGACCAAACCCUCUUAAAUGUGUGUUAAUCUAAACUAGAUUGGGAUCACUGUUUCUGAAUUACCUGACCAGCACUAGCAACCUAAACUAGGUAAGUAUUUCAAAUGAUGAUGCUUUGCUCUGAGAGUAUGGUGCAUUCUAUAUCCUGACAUAGGUGAACAGCAUGUCAUGCUUUCCUCCCUUGAGGGGCAGAAGGCAGGAGAGUCUUCUCUGCCUGGUUUUCACUGUUGCUUGAUCUGGAGACUUAAUAGUGUUGGGAUAGGGAGUCUUCUGGUCUCCUUGAAGCUUCUGAAGUGUCUCUGUCUAAUUUUGUUCUUUUUGGUUUGUCACUGGAGUUAAUGGCUGGAGAUAAUCUGGUACCAUUAAACUCUGCAGAUGCA